Messenger RNA from Benincasa hispida (wax gourd), 1919 nucleotides. Its product is annotated as BTB/POZ domain and ankyrin repeat-containing protein NBCL-like. The record is from RefSeq and is a predicted model, not a curated record. Gene Ontology annotation, biological process: regulation of DNA-templated transcription; induced systemic resistance, jasmonic acid mediated signaling pathway; plant organ development. Gene Ontology annotation, cellular component: nucleus. Gene Ontology annotation, molecular function: transcription cis-regulatory region binding; protein binding. Lineage: Eukaryota; Viridiplantae; Streptophyta; Magnoliopsida; Cucurbitales; Cucurbitaceae.
UUUCCAUUUCUCUCAUUCUCUCUCAAAACAAAACACAACCACACAACUUCUCUCUCAGCUCUCAAAGAUUCUAACCCCAAAAGAAAAAAAAUCAAAUGAAAUUGAAAACCCUUUUUCUUCUUGAUCAUAAGAAGAAGAGGAAUUAAGAAAAUUCCAGUACUGCCGCCGCCACAGCUGCCGCCGCGAUGAGCCACCUUGAAGACUCUCUAAGAUCCCUUUCUCUGGACUAUCUUAAUCUUCUGAUCAACGGUCAAGCGUUUAGCGACGUGACGUUCAGCGUGGAGGGGCGUCUUGUCCAUGCGCACCGAUGUAUCUUGGCGGCUAGGAGUUUGUUUUUUAGGAAAUUCUUUUGUGGGACGACGACGGAGGGAGCGUCGAGCGGGUUGAGCCCGGUCGGGUCGCCAUCUCCGCCGUCGUCGAGUAGUAGUCCACAAGUGAUUCCGGUUAAUUCGGUGGGGUAUGAAGUAUUUUUGCUGUUGUUGCAAUUUUUGUAUAGUGGACAAGUUUCAAUUGUGCCACAAAAACAAGAGCCAAGGCCUAAUUGUGGUGAUAGAGCUUGUUGGCAUACGCAUUGUACCUCCGCCGUAGAUCUUGCUCUUCAUACUCUCUCCGCCGCUAGAUCCUUCGGCGUUGAACAGCUCGCAUUGCUCACUCAGAAGCAAUUGGCAAGUAUGGUGGAGAAGGCUUCCAUUGAAGAUGUAAUGAAGGUUUUAUUAGCUUCAAGAAAACAAGACAUGCAUCAACUUUGGUCCACUUGUUCUCAUCUUGUUGCCAAAUCGGGUCUCCCACCGGAGGUACUUGCCAAACACCUUCCGAUCGAUAUCGUUGCUAAAAUAGAAGAACUUCGCCUAAAGACAUCUUUAGCACGUCGUUCUCUAAUGCCUCAUCACCACCACCACCACCAUCACGACCUCUCGGUUGCUGCUGACCUCGAAGAUCAAAAGAUUCGUCGUAUGAGAAGAGCUUUAGACUCCUCCGAUGUUGAGCUUGUUAAACUCAUGGUGAUGGGUGAAGGUUUGAAUCUUGAUGAAGCUUUAGCCUUACAUUAUGCUGUUGAGAAUUGUAGCCGUGAAGUCGUUAAGGCUUUGCUUGAGCUCGGUGCCGCUGACGUUAACUACCCCGCUGGCCCGGCGGGAAAAACCCCACUUCACAUGGCGGCAGAAAUGGUGUCGCCCGACAUGGUUGCUGUCCUCCUCGAUCACCAUGCUGACCCAAAUGUCCGAACCGUCGAUGGUGUCACACCCUUGGAUAUCUUAAGAACCCUAACUUCCGACUUCCUCUUCAAAGGCGCGGUCCCAGGAUUAACCCACAUCGAACCCAACAAGCUCAGGCUCUGCCUCGAGCUUGUCCAAUCCGCCGCAUUGGUUCUCUCCCGCGAAGAAGGAAACGCCAAUGCCAAUGCCAAUACAAACAUCAAUGUUUCAUCGUCUCCAAUAUACCCUCCGAUGAGCGAGGAUCAUAGUAGUAGCAGCAACAACAGCAACAACAACAUCGGUAAUCUCAAUCUCGAUUCGAGAUUGGUUUACCUAAACCUUGGAGCAUCAGCUUCGAGACGAAUGGGAGGUUCUAGAGUGGAUGGCGAAGACGACAACAGACAUGGAUCACAAGGAGGAGGAUGUGUCCCAACAAUGUACCACCAUUCCCAUGACUUUUGAUGAAAAUUAAGCAUAACAUCAAAAUCUCAUCAUAUAAAAUUUCACAAAAUAUCAUCUAAAUUAGAAAAUUCAAAAGGGGGAAAGGGAAAAGAAAUGUUGAUUGAAUGAAAAGGUAGCCAAGAUCAUCAGGGCUGGUCUCUUGGGUAUCAAAUUAUCAUUGGAUCAAUUAUAUGUUUACAAUAUGUCAGUUCUUUUUUCUUUUUUUUUUUCUCUUUAAUUAAUUCAGUUUUUAUUUCUCUCUCUCUCUGCUUUGUGUGGAUUUUU